CCUUAGCUUUACUUCUAGCUUCACUUGUUUUCAAAUAUGGAGUCGAUGUGGUCGGAAGUUGAAACAGUGAAGAAGGAAAAUCGCCAUGAAUUAUCCCUUAAAGGGCAACAGAUUAACUCAAGGAUUAUUAAAAAUGGAUUGGACCAGGGAAUAUAUACUUUGGUUGGUUUAAAUCACCUCGAAAUAUCAAUGACCUGUUUAAAUGAAUUAGGUGCAGAUCUAGGAAAUCUGUCAAACUUGACUAGUUUGAUACUUUGUUCUAAUAAACUAACAACAAUUCCAGUUUCAGUGGGCAAAUUAACCAAGCUGAAAGUUUUGGAUAUGUCUAAUAACGAGAUAAUCAACAUCCCGAAUGAAAUAAAUGGUUUAAUUGGAUUAGAGGUGCUAAAUGUUAACAAAAACCAACUCGAAAUAUUUCCAUCCAUAGCAGCUCUCAAAAACCUUCACAAAUUGAAUAUUUCGUUUAAUCGAUUAAAAUGCCUUCCCGAUGGUAUAACUGAUCCAAGUUUGGUCCACUUAAGCCAUGUCUUAGCUUCUAACAACCAUAUUGAAGAAAUUCCUCCCGAAUUGAAUAACUUGUCUCAUCUAAAUGUCUUGGACUUAUCAGAAAACCAUUUAAACGACAUUGCUCCAGAAUUGUGUUUAUGUGAACGCCUUAAAGAGCUGAAUCUCAAAGGAAACCGAGUAAAAGAUAGAAAACUGCUAAAAUUACUCGAACAGUCAAAUAAGAAGACGAUUUUUGAGUUUCUUUCCACUGCUCUCACCAAACAGCAAAAGUCUGAAGAAGGACGUAAUUCUUCUGGUAUUCCGAGAUCAGGAAAAGCUAAAAAAAAGAACCGCCAGUCCAAAAAAGAUACAUUAGAAAAUGAUGUUCCCAAAAGUGUUAUUCAUAUUUUACAUUUUCCCGAAGAAGACGGUGUGACAGUUCGAAUCACAUCAAAUGCCGUAGCCAUCCGACCAUAUAUUAUCUGCUGUAUAGUUAAAGAUGUUAACUUGAAGAGAGAAAAUACUCUUUAUAAGAAGUUUAUUCAGUUACAGACGAAACUCCAUGAUACAGUUUGUGAUAAAAGACAAGCAGCAACUAUAGCAACCCAUGACAUGUCCAAACUAAAAGCUCCUCUUGUGUUUGAUGCUAAGGUUCCUGCUAAAAUCAAGUUAAUUCCUCUGUUUGGUAAGGAAGAGGUUGAUGCACAUAGCCUUGUUUCAUCUUUGAGAAAAGAAGCUGAUGAAAUUCGUAAAGAGAAGAAAAGAAACAAACUUAGUGGUGUGCAUAAGUAUUUAGAUUUUCUUCAUGAGAAACCGGAAUACCCUUGUUUACUUGAUGCAAAAGAGCAAGUAAUUUCUUUCCCGCCCAUCACUAACAGUGAUGUAACAAAGAUUUCUCCCGAAACUAGUGAAAUUCUUGUUGAAGUGACAAGCUCCCGAAGUUUACCAAUUUGCAAAAGUGUAAUGAAUACCUUGUUGAUGGAAAUUCUCAAUUUAGGAGUUGGAGAUCUGCUUGAAGGUGACCAUAGUUCUGGUGACAAAGAACCGAAUUACAAGCUAAUUGUUCAGCAAGUACGUGUCCUGAAUGAGGAUAGUUCUCUGUAUGCUGUCUACCCAUCUCAGGUAGACAUCCAAGAAGACAGCAUACAGGUGAUACGAGAAUAAAAGUGAGAAGCUGGUUGUUAACUUGAGCUAAUAUUUUUGUUAACUUGGAUAUUACAAUGAGUAAUAAGUUAGGUGCUUUGUGUGUGUGUGAGUAAACAUACACAUGUAUGAAAGUAAAUACACACUAACAGAAUUGAAUUAUUUUAUUCCUGUUGACAGUUUUAGUGUUCAGAUAUCCAACAAGAUGUUAUUCAGAUUUCAGCCAAAUUGUAAUGUCACUUUGACUAUAGGAAAGAAACUAUCCAUUUGUAGAUCUUAAAAACAGAGAAGCCAUUUCACAAAGCUCUCUAAUUUAUACUGUUAUGGUACAAGAAGUAUGUACGUGGUAAAUAAAUGAAAAUGUAUGUCUUGUCUACAAUCCAUACACAUAAUUUUAUUUUUCACUUAUUAUAUGUAUUUAUCAUUAUCUCAUUGUAGUUAUUGUCGUCACUUCCCCACAUUUAAAAAUAAUAAUCAAAAUAUUUAUCCACUAGUUAGGUUUCAAAUAGAAUUGGAGACACGACAUAUUUUGCUUCAAUAAAAAUAUUCUUGCAGUUAACAGAUAUCAUUUGGAAAUUUUCUGAAUUAAGUGUACUAUUUCCCACAUAUUCCAUAUAUCAUCAAGUAUUCGAAUUUGGUUUAAUGUUUUCACUUUGGUUUAUAAAAUGCUAUCUGCUAUUUAGGUUGUUUUUGGGCCUUGGUUUAGGAAAGCUGACUAUUUUGAGCUUAUUGAAAUUGUA
Molecule: messenger RNA, 2369 nt
Organism: Octopus sinensis (East Asian common octopus)
Lineage: Eukaryota; Metazoa; Mollusca; Cephalopoda; Octopoda; Octopodidae
Product: leucine-rich repeat-containing protein 47
Exons: 5
Coding region: 37-1650 (537 amino acids)
Biological process (GO): phenylalanyl-tRNA aminoacylation
Molecular function (GO): protein binding; phenylalanine-tRNA ligase activity; RNA binding
Source: RefSeq, a predicted model, not a curated record